Messenger RNA from Myotis myotis, 3492 nucleotides. It is a transcript of the gene BORCS6, whose product is annotated as BLOC-1 related complex subunit 6. The transcript has a single exon. The record is from RefSeq and is a predicted model, not a curated record. Gene Ontology annotation, cellular component: BORC complex. Gene Ontology annotation, biological process: lysosome localization. Lineage: Eukaryota; Metazoa; Chordata; Mammalia; Chiroptera; Vespertilionidae. Bases 437 to 1498 code for a protein of 353 amino acids.
GACACACUACGUAUUUCCAUCCCAACAAUCUCUCUCAGGUCCUCCAAGUCGGAGGCUUACACGUGCGGUUGCUAAGCAACGGCUGUGGGCGUGGCCCUUUGGGCAUAAAGAGUCGGAGCCCCGCCCUUGGCGGACGCGGGUAUUUCAGGAUCUUGCUCUUUCAAGUCCUCCCCCUCAACUUUCUCAAUGGGCGGGGCUACGACGGCAGCUGUCACCUCCUCUCCGCCCCGCUGGCUCUCACUUGUGUCCGGGUCUUCGAUAGCAGCUCUUUUUCCGGGACUUCCUGGUCGCCGUGACCAAUCAGAGUGUUGUUUCCGUCCUUGCCGUGGUCGGCCCGCAGGCCUCGGCGCUCCUCUACCUACGCCUCUUAAAGGCGCCGCCAACGCCUCGGGAGCCCGGGCGCACCAAUUCCUCGGUUCCUGUUCCCAGCUGCAGUAUGGAGGCGUCCCACGGGCGGCCUGGGCCCGAGUCAGACCUUCUGACUUUGGGGAGACAGCGAGCCGCGGUCUUCGGCGGCGGGCCGGGCCGAGCGCCUUCUGAACCGCCCGCAGGCUUCCGGGUGUCGCGAGAGGAAGAAGCCGAGAACGUUGGAGGCUCGAGCCGCCACGCCAGGGCGUCCCCUAAGACUUCGAGCUACGGCGUCGUCCACUGGCCCGGACCGGAGGCUCCGGAGAACGAGGUCGGCCGCACAGUGAUGCUGUGUGGACCCGGGAGCCACCCGGGAGCGCCGGAUCCCGAGCACAACCCGCACGGGUCUUCCAUCCGCCAGGACCCCGAGCCGCCCGAGGACAAGCCUGUGUCCGAAACGAUCGGCCGUCGAGGAGGCCCGGGAGGCGGCGGGAUGGAUGUUGAGCCGGAGGAGGAAGACGACGAGGGGGCGGCCGGCCGGGCUGGCAGAUCGUUCUCCAGCCGACUCCAGGACAGCCGCAGCCUGGACGGGCUGAGCGGGGCGUGCGGCGGCGGCCCUGGGUCCCCAGCGGCUGCGGAGUCCGGCGCGGGUGGCGGGCGUCGCGCCACCAUCUCCAGCCCCCUGGAGCUGGAAGGCACGGUGAGCCGCCAGGGCGACCUCACCCAUUUUGUCGCCAACAACUUGCAACUCAAGAUCCGUCUGAGCAGCACCUCUCAACCCCCGCCCCCUGCUCCUGCGCCGCCCUGUUCAGCGCCCUCGUCCACCCCGGCCAUCCCCCCCAUCGACCCGGACGUGCUGCGGGACCUGGAGCGGCUGAGUCGGGAGCUGGGCGGCAGGGUGGACCGUCUGCUUCGCGGGCUGGGUGGCGCGGUGCAGGAGCUGACAGCCCUGAGCGUGGGCUGCAUCCAGACCUACCGCGACGCCGUGGACUCCCUAGGCGAAGCCGUGGACAUGAGCAUCAAGGGGAUGUACACCCUGCUGGCGCGCUGCGAGGAGCUGGAGAGGGCUCUGCAGCCGGUGCAGGGGCUGGCGCGCCAGGUCCGGGAUAUCCGACGCACCCUGGAGGUGUUGGAGGCUCUGUGCAAGUGACCAGGAGGGCGAGAGAGACCAGGCCAGGGCCCAGUAGGAUCCUAAGGACUCUUCAAGAUGCAUUUAGCAGGCCGGCGGCCACUCGCUGGGCCGUACGCAGGUGUAUCUGGGAAGUUCUAAAGGCUUUCCUGGUGGGAGGUGAUGAUGCUCAGCUUCUAUUCAGUUGGCCAUCUGUAGCUACGUUGUUUUCCUCAGCUCUUCUCUAACUAAAGCACCGUCCCUGGGAACCCAGGGCUUCAGGCCUGGGCUUGAGAGACAUGCUAGGUGGGAUCAAGAAAGGGGAACAGAGGCCCCAGCCCCCACUGUGGCCACUCUGACUCCAGUAUCACAUCUCAGGUGCCAGGAGCGAUGGGAGUUUGAGAGGUCCUUGGUCACACACCGUGCAGACAAGGAUGCACACCUGCAGAUGGAUAGCCUCCUGCCUUUGCCCACUGGCCCCCUACCAUCCCGUUUCAGCCAGACCAGGGUGGAGCUAGAGGAAUGCAUUGCAUGGUAGAGGGGGUGAGUUGGGAGUGGUCUCACUGCUCUCAGGAUUCAGUAGAAUUGUUGCUGGUUUUGAAGCCCACCUGUUGUGGAGUGUUCUAAUCAGUUUUAACUUUCUGAGUUUUUGUGGAAUUAAAGUGCUGCUGCUGCUGCUGCUAAGGCUGAAGCUGUGUCUGUGUGGCGUUACACGGAUUGAGGAGCCAAAAAGAAUGGGAAUAAGGGUCGGUCUUUUUCGUGGAGCUCCCUUGGGGUCGGUGCUGGGAGUGAGGUGGGGGACCCAGGCCAAGUGGGGAAGGAUAUCAUUCCGGCUCUUAGGCGUCAGGUCUGAGGGGAACUGCAGGACACAAACAUGACCCAGAGAUCCGAUAAAAGCAGAAACGAAGCAAGGUGCUCCAGAAGAGAAAAGGAAGGGAUUGUCUUCUCAGAUGCUAACACGCCUUAGUCCGGGAGGGACUGGGUGAACUGGACAUUUUAUCUGUGGAGAAAGAUGGGGGACACUUGUUAGCUCCAUUCCUGAUCCCAUUUCCCACACUGCACUGAUCAGUGCCGCAUGUAUGGUUUGAGACAAUCUUUGUUCCAACCCCUGGCACCCUUCUGUUUACAGCUCACAUAGAAAGUUCCAGCAGCCACCAUGUUAUGAUCAGAUUUAGAAAGAGAUCACAGAAAGACAUCCAGUUUUGUUUUAAAACACUAGCACUUUGAACUGUGCCUCAACAAGUUUCCCUUUUGAAUGUAAAGAAUUCCGGGGGUGGAAAUGUUCUAGGAGCCUUUUUAAAUUCAACCAGUGAAAACUGUUAAAAAGGAUUACUUACUGGCCCGUACGGGGAUCGAACCCGCGACCUUGGCGUUAUUAGCACCACGCUCUAACCAACUGAGCUAACCGGCCAGUGGUGCUCUGGGCUUCCAUAUAAUACUAUAUAGAAUUUACAAUGCGUUCUGCUGGAAAAAUUAAAGAAUGAGUAAGAAUAAACAGAAUUCGAAGACUAAAUUACCAAACAUUACAAGUAUAAGCUGCUCUUCUCGCAGUCUCAGCAAAAGACACUACCCACUGAGGCACCGCUGGGAUUCGAACCCAGGAUCUCCUGUUUACUAGACAGGCGCUUUAACCAACUAAGCCACGGCGCCUAGUGCUGCGGCAUGUGGGAACCUCAUUUCUUGGCCAGGUCAGCUCCAGAGCAGGUAAGUUAAUGUCCAGUGCUGUUUUAGAACCAAUUUUGCCCAAACCGGAAAAUGCAGAAGGGACGAAAACCCCAACUGUUAGCGAGAAUGAACGAGUGACACGGAAAUUGAAUGUGGGCAAACGGAAAAUAAGAGAAAUUCUUACUUUCGGAUUACAAAAUUUGACAUAAACGACUUAGAUCGACGAGGAUGGGAUUCGAACCCACGCGUGCAGAGCACAAUGGAUUAGCAGUCCAUCGCCUUAACCACUCGGCCACCUCGUCCACGAGAACUCAGCCUCGUCUGUUUCCUCUGAGGUCUGAGCUCUUACUCCACAAUUAAAAAAAAAAAAA